AUGCUUGUCUGUCGCCGUGGUUAUUCUCUUGUGACUUUUCCGCGGCCUGGAAGUCUCAGUGCUGCGGUGGCGUCCAUCCAGCUGUCCAGGGCCCCGUGCAGCUCUGCAGCUUCCCCCUCUUCUCCCUCCUUGAAUUUCCUCCGUUCCGCGACACCUGGCAAGGUUCGCGUGCGUAUCCGCACCCGCGACGGAGCCGUGCACGAGCGUAUGUACAAGGACGGCAACAACUUGAUGGAGUCAAUCCGCGAUGACUCUACGUUGUCGGUGGAUGUCCCGGGAGCCUGCAACGGCACCUGUCAGUGUUCCACCUGUCAUGUUCUUCUUCACUCUUCGGAGUGGGCGCGCAAAGUGGAGAGUCUGUUUCCCAUCACUGACGCGGAGCAGGAUUGCCUUGACAAGGCGCCUGAUGUCUCGGAUACCUCACGGCUCGGAUGCCAGCUCACCUUGUCAGACGAGCUCAAUGGACUGGAAAUCGACCUACCAAAGCGCACGCUGGAUGUGCGAUGGCAGGCCACCUUUCGGCGCACCACCUCGAAGUGA
Messenger RNA from Leishmania braziliensis MHOM/BR/75/M2904, 540 nucleotides. Its product is annotated as ferredoxin, 2fe-2s-like protein. Gene Ontology annotation, molecular function: 2 iron, 2 sulfur cluster binding. The coding region runs from base 1 to 540 and encodes 179 amino acids. Gene Ontology annotation, biological process: P450-containing electron transport chain. Gene Ontology annotation, cellular component: mitochondrion. The transcript has a single exon. NCBI's taxonomy places the organism in Eukaryota, Euglenozoa, Kinetoplastea, Trypanosomatida, Trypanosomatidae. The record is from RefSeq and is a predicted model, not a curated record.